AUGUCAAAAAGCUAUAAUCAAUAUAAUAAUCAACAUAAUCAAGAUAAUAGACAAGGGAAUUCAGAAUUCUAUGAUGAGGAAGAAGCGGAUCAAUGGAGACAUCGACAACAGCUUCAAAAAAAAGAUCAUGAAGAACGUCCUGUUCCAAAGAGAACUCCCGACGAAGUUUGGCUGAUUCCUCCAAAUGUUCGUCCAGUUGAUAUUCUCGGAGAGAAAAGGUUUCACGUGCAACGUAUCGAAAAACUGACGAAUACUCAUAUGAUUUAUAAUGAGGAUGAAGCUCAAAUCGAAAUUUGGGGUGCGCGUGAAGAUAUCGACCAAGCUCUUAAACAAUGGUUUGCUCUCUCCGAAACCGUACUAACAAAAGAUUUACAAGAGCGCAGCAAAAGAAAAGUUAAAGGUUGGGCAAAACCUGAAAAGGCUCUUAGUGAGAAACAAAAACGUAAAAUAGAACGUAGGGAAGCUCGAGAACGUGAAGACCGCGAUUACAGAGGAUUUCCACCUGAUCGAAAACCUUUUAACGGGCACUUUGUUUUUCCUAAUUCCGAAAUUCCUAUCUCACGAAUUAUUGGCGAGAAAGAAGAGACUCUGCAUCCAUUAAUAAGAAUUGUUGGUGAUACUUAUGAUUCCGUUGAAGAAGCAACGAUGCGAGUCAAGCAUUUGUAUAUUAAAGUAGUUGCGUCCAGGUCCGUUCCUAAUGUAACAAAUAAGGAUAAUGCGAUCGUUUAUAAAGGCUGGGUGCUUCAUAUGAUAGAACCGCCGAAUAAACCUUAUAAAGUUAGAAUAGCAAAUCCCGCGCCUUGGUUCAACAAACCGCAUGAUGUCUUUGGAUUGUUCAAACUCCUUGAACCUGUUCUUGAGGGAGAUAAAAUUUCGGUUGUCGGUAAAAACGGAGGUUCAAGAGAAUUAAAUCCAAACUCUAAUUUCGAUGCUUUGCACAAUAUUCGUGUGUCAAAUGUGAAAAGGAUCGAGGAUGCUCUUAUUAAAGCUUUUGGAACCAUUCACUUAUUUGACGAAGAAAUUAAAAUGCGUAUUAGAUUUGGCCAUGUGUGCUUAACAGAUUUUCCCAGAGAACCAUUAUGGGCUAUCGAUCGACUUAAUGAUAAGAUUCUGAGUGAUUCUCGUUUACAAUCUAAAUUUGCUACUAUUGCUAAUCAUUUCAGACAAUUAGAUGCUUUAUUUGAAAUUCUCUCCGAUUGUGAUCGACAAUGGGAUGGGUCACCAUUUCGAGAAUAUAAAAUUCUUGUAAUCCGUAGACCACCUCCAAUGGGUCGCAAUGCUCGCGUAGAACCCUGGCCGUGUGCUUUUGAUGUCCAGUUUAAGGAAGAUGGAAAGAUUGGCCUGUGGAAUGUAACUACACAUGAUAAGAACAUAUUGGACAUCAACAUGUCAUGUUUGGAUAAUGUUUACUCAUGGAAACUCAACAUCAAAACAGCAAAACGCCUUCCUAAUGACAAGUUUAAUGCUUUAGGAACUUUUGUUUAUAAAUUACGACUUAGCCAAAAUAAUGAACACUUGGUUUAUUCAAACACUGAUGAAAUAAACGUUACCUCAGUGUGUGAAAAAAACAGAUGGAAAUAUUGGUGGGGCGAUCAUUAUGUUGUAGAAGUUACAAGGUAUAAAUUUUGGGACUUAAAAGAUAAGAUAACUAGUUCUCCCGGUGUCGAAGUUCCUUUGGAUAAAGAAUCAGCUGCUGUUACCUAUGGAGUUUCAUUUUACAGAAAAUCUUGGGAAGAUAAUUUUGCUUUUAAUAGCAAUUUGAAUGUCGGAGAAACACCCGAAUGGCAUCCUUAUGAUAUUAUGGAAGAAACUGGAGGAGUCAAUGCCCUCUUAAGCGAAAUUCGAAACUUUUUGGAAGUACUUCAGGAUAAACUUCCACUGCCUGUAGGUAAUAGGCAAUGA
Messenger RNA from Rhizophagus irregularis DAOM 181602=DAOM 197198, 1902 nucleotides. The record is from RefSeq and is a predicted model, not a curated record. Lineage: Eukaryota; Fungi; Glomeromycota; Glomeromycetes; Glomerales; Glomeraceae.